CGUAAUCCGUGACCAAAACUGUUUCAGAUCUGGCCUUUGUCUGAUUGGUGUUAGAUUCACAUUCUACUCAUAUCACGGUUGCGAUGGCAACACAGAGUAAUGCUGAAGUCAUAUCAUCUAUGGAACGGCAGUAUGCUGAACAAAAAGCAAAAUUUGAGAAGUGGAAGCUUGAUAACAGCCGACAAAUCGGUACUGAAUCUUAUAACAAGUAUGUGCAGCAGUUUCUGCAGUGGGAAAAAGAAGUAUUUGAGAAGAAGGCAAGAGUCGCCGCGCUUGUUCAAUCUGAGGCAGCUAAUGCUAUAGCUGGUCCUGCGAAUGUGGACUCGAUUUUAGGACAACUGCUUGAUGACGUGAUGCCAAUGGAAUUCUUAAUGGCUUUAGUGACUGUGCACAUGAAAGACAACACCUUCUUACCAUGUGUCAUCGAAAAUUUUAGAAAGGCUCAAAGUGGUGAACUACCGGAUCCUAAACUAAUGGCUACUCCUCAGCAUUACCUUCCUGCACUUGCGCCAUCUACAACGCAGUACUAUCAACCUAUAAGCACUGUUCAACACACCACAAUGACUCUUCAUCCCGGCGUUCCUACCCCUGUCGUCGCCUGGCCCGCUGCCACCGUUUCAACUACAGUCCCGGUUGGUCACAAGUACAGACCGCCUUCACCCGUCCGUGAAUACAAAAAUCCUGUCGCAAAUAUGCCAUUCCGGGAUUUUAGUCAAUGAGGUUGCCAUAGAGAUAAACUAGGAAAUACUGGAUUGUCACAUCUCAUUUCGCGACUUUUGUAAAUACUGUAUAUCUCUAAGACUUGAAGAAAUACUUCUACAUCAGAUGCUUGAGAAGUUGUUGUUCUGUUUGUACAAUGUUAGUUUGAUACCUUCAUACAAGAGUUUGGAUUCUUCAGAUUGCAAUAUUGGUAUGAAGCAUGGAUUUACG
Messenger RNA from Cylicocyclus nassatus, 930 nucleotides. Lineage: Eukaryota; Metazoa; Nematoda; Chromadorea; Rhabditida; Strongylidae. The record is from the annotation of a GenBank genome assembly.